AUGGAUCCCAAAUUGUUCUUGGCAGAAAAUGUGCUCAAUGAGAGGCGUCUUAUCACGUAUCGCUCAUUGAGCCGGGCUCUAAAGGUCCAUGCGAACCGUGCCAAACAACUUCUCUAUGAAUUCCACCGCAACGAAAAUAGGAAGAAACCCGGAAGCGUGCAUGCCACCUAUGUGAUCACCGGUAUCCAAAGCUCCCCGAGCACAUCUGCCACGGCCACCAACGGCAAUGUGAAAGACGAAGAUGAAGUGAUGCAAAGCAGCCCUUGCCUCCCCAGCUCGAUGCUGAAUCAGCAUUCCACUUCUCAGCCCGCGCGCUUUACGGCAGUCAUACUAGCUCGAGAGGAGGAUCUAGAUGAGGCGAAAUCUACGUUUCACUCCAUUUCCACAAUUCACGUCUACAGUAUCCAGUCAACGAUUCUUCAGGACCUUAAUGUGCUGGUGGAUGUGGCUAGGGAAGUUGCAAUAACCCAUGCCCAAGAUGACCCUUUGGAGUGUGGAAAGCAGUGGGGCAUGAUCCAGAAUUGCAAUGUUAAACGGAGAACUGGAGCUCGUCCGCCACCACCAGCCCCGUCCAAGACCGAACCCAAAGCUGCCCCCAAAGUCAAGCCCGAGCCAACGAUUCCUGCCAAGAGGCCCCUACAGAAAGAAUCCUCCAUUAAAGAGGAAUCUAAGGCCCAGCCUUCUUCCGCGAAUGAUUCUGAUGCUUCAUCUAAGUCAGGCAGGCCGAUAUCCAAGCAUGAGAAGGGCAGUUUGUUUAGCUCAUUCGCUAAGGCUAAGCCCAAGGCAAAGACUGCAAAAGCUCCAGAACCGGUCGCACCUCCUCCCGGAGGAGAUAUGGUUAUGGACGAUGCCUCUGAGGAAGAACAGGAGGAGCUAUUCCCCAAUUCUGGAGAAAGGUCUGCUAGCGAAAUUCGUGAACGCAAAAAAGAACGCGAAGAAAAGCUCAAACAGAUGAUGGAGGAUGACGAUGCUGAUGAUGAAGAAAUGCCCGAUGUCGAUGAGGAAGAGUCGGCACGAGAGCCAACCCCUGUGGAGCAACCGCCACCACCCAAGCCCACCGAGCUAAAGGAAGAAGUGACUGUACAAGGGGGACGUCGGCGGGGUAAGCGACAGGUCAUGAAGAAGCGUACGAUGAAAGAUGAGGAAGGUUUCCUUGUAACUCGGGAAGAGCCGACAUGGGAGUCAUUCUCCGAAGAUGAACCGGCACCACCUAAAAAGAAGCCUGCAGUCAACGUACCCAAGGGCAAGGGACCUAAAGCAGGACAAGGGAACAUUAUGUCUUUCUUUGGAAAGAAAUGA
Messenger RNA from Penicillium malachiteum, 1299 nucleotides. RefSeq lists its product as uncharacterized. Gene Ontology annotation, molecular function: DNA-directed DNA polymerase activity. The transcript is spliced from 9 exons. Lineage: Eukaryota; Fungi; Ascomycota; Eurotiomycetes; Eurotiales; Aspergillaceae. Gene Ontology annotation, cellular component: nucleus; delta DNA polymerase complex. The record is from RefSeq and is a predicted model, not a curated record. The coding region runs from base 1 to 1299 and encodes 432 amino acids. Gene Ontology annotation, biological process: nucleotide-excision repair, DNA gap filling; DNA strand elongation involved in DNA replication; DNA synthesis involved in UV-damage excision repair.